UGGUAUAGGGGUUUGCAGGGCGCGCGACGGACAGAAGGGGGGGCUAGGGUGCGUCGCGCAGGCGUCGUUCAGUCGCUCGGUCGGGCGCGCCGACGCCACACGCGCGCCAUGGACGACACGCGAGCGCGUGACCGGGCACCUCUCACCGUCAUCGUCGCCCCAAGCAACGCUUCUCCCCCUCGACUGUCCCCAGCCGACUUGUUACCAGACGGAGACGCCGCGUUCCACCCUCUAUCCGUCGUCAAUGGACGUCUAACUCCACCCGGCCUAGAGCCCGCUUCAUACGCCACUCUAACACCGCUAUUACCUUUACCGCCUAUCAGUACAGUCUCGGAUAAGUUCGCGUACCAUGCAGGCGGCACGUUCACAGUCAUACAACAGCAACAGUCCUAUGCGUCGUUGUCACCAGCGCCGUAUAAUGAGCCACUGUCACCACAGUCUGCGUACAGUAGAAGAAGCGCGUCGCCGAAUUCUUUUGAAAGACGCUCACCAACACCGCCUUUGCCGAGCCCAGGACUAGACUUAAACGCUGCCUUAUUAGCAAGAGAAGAGCAGCAAGCGGCUCAACAACAGCAAGCACAAAAUGACACAGAAGAAAUCAACACCAAAGAGCUAGCUCAACGAAUAAGUGGCGAACUGAAACGCUACUCAAUCCCUCAAGCGAUCUUCGCUCAGAGAGUCCUAUGCAGGUCACAAGGGACUUUGAGCGAUCUGCUAAGAAACCCAAAACCUUGGUCGAAGUUGAAAUCAGGACGGGAGACGUUCAGGAGGAUGUGGAAAUGGCUGCAGGAGCCGGAGUUCCAGAGAAUGUCGGCGCUUAGGCUUGCAGCGGCCCAGAUUCCUCAGAGAGGCAGUGUGUUUGUCACGUCGUCAGGCUGCAAGCGCAAGGAGGAGCUGGUGUCGGAUACGCUGCCUUCCCCGAAGAAGCCCCGUUUGGUUUUCACAGACCUCCAGCGGCGUACUCUACAGGCUAUUUUUAAGGAAACAAAGCGGCCCUCAAAAGAAAUGCAGGUGACAAUAGCGCGACAACUCGGCUUAGAGCCUACCACCGUCGGCAAUUUUUUCAUGAACGCGCGCCGGCGAUCAAUGGACAAGUGGAAAGACGACGACGCACCAUCAACAGACCUAGACCAGCAGCUAGACCACGACAUGGAUCAUGUGCCUAGUCUGGAUUCGGCAGAAUCGGAUGAUGAGCAUGACGAACAGGACGAUCACCUCUUGUGACGCCGUAUUCCUCAACAGCAUCUAUUAGUGCUAUGAAAGCUUGAAGUUGUCUUUGAUUUCGAAGCUGCGAGUGCAGGGUAGGUAGGGUUGUAUGGAAUUCUUCACACGAUAGAAAAAAUAUCUGCUGAUAUGAUUUCCAACACAAUUCUUACGGGAUUUGUACAUUUUGUACCUAUUCUACCGGAAAAGUUAUGUAGUCUUAUUUUCAUUUCUACUCAAACCACACCUUUCACAUUUUACUUAUUACAAAUAUUUGUGUUAUUUAGUGGAUGGACCUAAAAUCAAAACACUAUUUUUACCUGGCGUAUAAUUUUGUUAUUCUCUUUCUUAAAAAAAUAUCGUGUGAAAGGAUUACUUAUGAUGAGUUUUACAUGAUUAAAAACAAGAUGAGUGGCCAUCGUGACUUAAAUAAGUUAAAAGCCAUUUAAUCAGCGUUUCUUAAUAAUAAACGCAAAAAGUUGUGAAGGUAGCUAUUAUUCACUGUGGUAAAUGGUAAAUAACACUGAGUCCUAAUAUAAUGGAUAUUUUGCUAUUGUACUUUAUUGUUAAUUUCAAAGCUCAGUAUUGGGUCAUAAUUAUGCAGCUAUCGCAUCUUCGACAACUUCAAACUGAAAAUGUACAGUUAAAGCUAAGAACUAUUACGACGCGAAUUUAGUUAAAGGUCGGUGUUCGUUUUCUUUAGGCGAUCACAACGGCAUUUAUUUCACUUUAAGGUUGAAAUGAAUUCCAGUGUCUGCCUUUUGGUUUGAAUAAUGCACCAUUAUAAAAACUUGAGUGUUUUUUGGUUUCGAACGAGUUAAAAGUCAAGUUUAAAUAGCAAUAUUACCUGGUAGGUAGGAUAUAGUAAAGGGUUCCGUGAUAGGUCGCCUAAAGAACGCAAAGGAUAGAUUAUGAUCUCUAAUAUCGAACGUUUCUAGUCAAACGUAUUCAAAUAUUUAUUAUAAGUUCUAAAUAUAAUUGUUCUGCAGUAAUUUUAGCCAAAAUGUGUAUUUUAUGUUGUAGAAACAAACUUAGUCACUUGGAUACACUACAAAAUACUGUGUUUUUUAUAGUAACAAUAUGUCGACUUUGUUAAAAAUGAGAACUAGUUUAUGUAGCCACUAAAAACAAAGUUCGGUUUUACACAAAAGAGCUUUUUAUUAAAGUAAGUACACGCCUUCUUAUUUAUUUAAUAAUUGAAAAUAAUUGUGUGUUCAAGUGACGUACUAAGCUUCGUAUAGUUAAUAGGAACAAUACGCAAAAACUACACAAAAAGUAUGGAGCUAGUAUUUUUGUAGUUUGUACAGCGACAUCUAAAUAAAAUUAGCAAAAAUAUCCGAUUAAAUCGGAUCUGAAUAGAAAAAAAAAACACUUAAUUUAUUUAGUAUAAAUGGUGACACUCGCAUUUUAUCACAUAAUGUAAUGAUUAAAAAUAGGCAGUUACUUUUUUUUUUAAUUAAUAUGAGUUCAUAUUGAAGGUAUAUAGGGAAAAGGUUCCAAGCUACAAAAAAUUGUCAAUAAAUUUAAAUUAUAAGUCAACAAACAAAGCAUUCUUUUAAAUUUUUUUUGAGGUUGCAUCCUUUUUGGUAAGCCGCGUCCAUACUAGGUAAGUGAACGAUUUCUAUGAAGUUGCUUCAUCGUAAAAAAACUUAUUCCAAAAACGUUUUUUUACCUAUAAUAAAAAUUAACCACGCUAGUUUUUCUUUGGUAAAUGCGAGUGUCAUGAAGCUCAUUAUUAAUAAUUGUUUCUCUAGUCACGAGAUCUCAAUCGGCACAUUCCACUGCGUCAAAACGUCGAGCGUGAUAUUACUUAAAUUAUAAAAAAUAACUAGUCAUAACAAUCGUGUAAGAAAAGCUUCUCUAACCUCCUUAGUCCCGAUGUCCUUUUUAAAAGAACAAAAUAAAAUCGUAUUUUGAACUAUAAGGGAAUUAAAGAAAGGUUCCAAGUUCAAAACUGCAAAAUUGGUCUGGGAUUUAGGAGGCUAAAACUAAAGAGAAAUUGAAAAACCUAGUCCGAGUUGUGCAAAGUAGGAAAUAGAUAAAUAAAUAUCAGUACAGCUUAAUGUAUGUUUUGUAACAAGAUAAGACUCUUAUGACGUACUUAAACAUCUUUUCAAAAUAAUAAAACUUAUUGCAAUAAUAAUGUUGCAAAAAGUAAUUUAAGAUUAUUUACAUCGUUUAAUUUAAGUCGUAAUUUAAUUUUAAAUAACUUAUUUAUUUGAUUAAGAUAGUCGAAUUUUUACCUUUUACCACCAAAGAUAUAAUAGUGAUGUGCAAUUUCAUGUUAUUAUUAAAAGAGGUAUAAUUUGUUUAAGAGACUCGAAAAUGAGUAGGAUAAUAAAUCGAUGUCUUUAUAGACAAAUUGUGUCUCGAUACACUUAUAAAUAAACAUUAUUAUUUUAUUUAUCAUAGUAAUAAUAAACGCGCAUUUUUUGUUUUGUAUUUAAUGAAAUGCGCACAAUAAGUAUUAUUAAUGAUUAUUAUAAUGAAAAGAACUGUUCCAGCUAGUGUUUUCGGUAUUAUUUCGGUACAGAAUGGAUAUUUUUGUCGAUAUAUAGUGCGCUUUCAAAUGUACAUAGUACGUGAACAUAAUGUUAAGAUUAAAUGUACAUUUUACAAAGA
Messenger RNA from Cydia pomonella (codling moth), 3825 nucleotides. It is a transcript of the gene onecut, whose product is annotated as homeobox protein onecut. The coding region runs from base 109 to 1224 and encodes 371 amino acids. NCBI's taxonomy places the organism in Eukaryota, Metazoa, Arthropoda, Insecta, Lepidoptera, Tortricidae. Gene Ontology annotation, cellular component: nucleus. Gene Ontology annotation, biological process: regulation of transcription by RNA polymerase II. Gene Ontology annotation, molecular function: DNA-binding transcription factor activity, RNA polymerase II-specific; RNA polymerase II cis-regulatory region sequence-specific DNA binding. The record is from RefSeq and is a predicted model, not a curated record. The transcript is spliced from 4 exons.